Molecule: messenger RNA, 1481 nt
Organism: Thunnus maccoyii (southern bluefin tuna)
Lineage: Eukaryota; Metazoa; Chordata; Actinopteri; Scombriformes; Scombridae
Gene: lrrc3b
Product: leucine rich repeat containing 3B
Exons: 2
Coding region: 319-1101 (260 amino acids)
Molecular function (GO): protein binding
Source: RefSeq, a predicted model, not a curated record
GAACCCCUCCCUUUCUCCUCAUUCACUCCUGUGCAGGUUUAUCCUGAAAGGUAAAGAUGUGAAUUCACACUGCGACUUGUCAACCUGUGAGCGGAUACUACAGCAGGCAGGCAGGCUGCCCUCACAGCCCGUCGGAGCAGCUUCAUGUGAUGUGAACAUUUUCACUUCAGUCUGCAGGCCUCAGCAUGAUAGCAUCUAUUCACACUCCAGUAUCUCCAGUGGGCAGACAGUGACGACCAGACGCUACUAUGCGAUGUGUGUAAGGGACCAGUGGUGGUGUUGUGGCCCCAGUCGGGAUGCUGCUGACGGCCGGUCAGUAUGACUCUGCUGGACUUGUGGCUGUCGCGCUCCAUCCCCAUGUGCCUGCUCCUUCAGAGCCUUGUCCUCAUGGCCCUGUGCUUCCCCUCGGCCAGCAUGUGUCCAAAGGGCUGCAUCUGCCAACGCGACCCCCAUCUCCACGGCCUCAAUGUCACUUGCAGUCAGUCCAGGCUCAAAGAGAUCCCUCCCAGCCUCCCAGUCGACACUGUCCUGCUGAGGCUGGACCACAACCAGAUAGGCGCUGUGCCCGAUCAAGCCUUCCAUGGACUCAGACUUUUGAGGGAGCUCAACCUUUCUUACAAUGCGGUGGAGACAUUGGGAGAAGGUGCUUUCAGUGGCAUAGAGGCAACAUUGCAGGUGCUGGACCUCUCUCACAACCGCAUCACUAGCGUACACAAGGAUGCCUUCGCUCGGCUCAAGGCCCGUGUCAUUGUUGAUGAUAACCCCUGGCAUUGUGACUGUGCCCUCCAGCAGGCAAUUGGUGGAAUGGCCCACAACCACGAGGCUGCUGCUCGGGUUCUCUGCAGGAGCUCAGAACUUCUUGACCAAGAGGGACGACCCUUCUUGGCAGUGGACACUGACCUCUGUAACCUGGCCAAAAGGACCACAGACUAUGCUAUGCUAGUGACCAUGUUUGGUUGGUUCGCCAUGGUGAUUUCAUACGUGGUCUAUUAUGUUCGUCAGAACCAGGAGGACGCCCGACGCCACCUGGAGUACCUCAAGUCUCUCCCCAGCAAGCCCAAGAAACCUGACGAGGCUGACGACAUAAGCACUGUUGUCUGACAGCAGUGUCAUAAUGACUGCAUCCCACAAAAACCUAAUGAACACCAAAAUGUUUAUGUAACAGGACCCGCAUUUUUAGUGUUUAAUAUUUCAAACCUUUAGGUGAUGUGAGCAUCAGAACUGCUGAGAAAUCUUUGUAUUUUGGAAAUUUUGUCGUAUGUCCUUACCAGGGUUUGUUCAUGACUGAAUCUGAGAUGAGAUGAGGAGGGAGGCCACAGGGUCUAAUAGUCUAAUACCACCAUUGUCUUUUCUACAAAAAUUGCUUAUGGAGUUUUGAAAAUUUGAAUCUCAGGUUUAAAUAUUGACAUGGUAAUGGCUUUUUUUUAGAUGAAAAUUUGGAGUAUCUAAUAAAAAGUAUAUUUGUAAGACAUGACACCCUA